This is a messenger RNA of [Candida] anglica, 2107 nucleotides long. The record is from the annotation of a GenBank genome assembly. NCBI's taxonomy places the organism in Eukaryota, Fungi, Ascomycota, Pichiomycetes, Serinales, Debaryomycetaceae.
GGAGGGAGGACAUGAACGUAAACGGCUGUCACUUUCAUCCUGCUCUUCUUCUUGUUCUUCUUCCCUUCUUCUCUUCUUUAUCUUUUAGUAUACUUAAAAAUCUGUACUUUCCCUUUUACGGUGCACGUCUCCCCCGCCAAGUGCCCCUCGAUUUCCAUUUCCAUUCUCAUUUUUUCCGCUCGGAAAAUACGGCCCCCCCUCCCUCAUACUCAGAGUUAUUCCUUCAGACUUACACCGUGGUCUCCUCUGCUAACCGUCCAAGACCCCAACCAAGAUGACCCCCAAGAAGUCCAAGGAAGAGCGUCCAUACAAAUGUACAGUGUGUGACAAGGCCUUCCAUCGAUUAGAACAUCAAACAAGACAUAUUCGAACUCACACAGGAGAAAAACCUCAUGCUUGUACAUUCCCCGGUUGUAGUAAGCGGUUUUCCCGGUCGGAUGAGCUCACUCGUCAUUUGAGAAUCCAUAACAAUCCCACUUCCAGAAAGCGUCGGAGUAAAGAGCAAAUGAUGGAGCAGCAGAUGGCUCAGUAUGGUUCUCAGCUGCACUUGCAGGACCAGUAUCAGCAACAGCAGCAGCAACAUCAACAACAACCCGCUCAGUCUCUCCCACAGUAUCAACAAUCCAUGCCUGUAGCCAUCGAUAGAAAUGGCCAUGCCAUCUACCAACAGCCUUACCCCGUGUAUAUGUAUCCUGGAGGCGGUCCAGCGCCACCUCACUCUCAAGGCCAAGUUCAUCCCCAGGGCCCUGUCCAAGGACCUGGUACUACUCUCCCUGGAGGAAUCCCAUUACAGCAACAGUCCGCAACCUUCCUGUUGGCCUCUUCGCCAACAAAUUAUGCCUAUAACCCACAUUUCCCACAACAACAGCAGCAGCAGCAGCAGUCCUUACCUACUCUUCAGCAAUAUCCUGCUAACUCUAACGCUACUCCUGGAAUUGUUGGAGGAGCUUCCAACCCACCUCCUCUCCACUACCUCUACUCCUAUGGCUCAGACUCGAAACUCGCCAAUAUUUCCUCCACUGCAUCUCCUCCGGUGCCCAUUCUGAAAUCCAAAUCAGCAACUUCCAUUGGAGGAGGGGCAGGUUCAUCCUCGUCCACUUCCGCGGCUGCAAUCUUCAGUAACUCAGGAACGAUGUCGACAGCUAACUCGGCCAUUCCUUCUCUCAGCAGCUCCCCUGACCACACAGAACAUAGUAUCGGGAACUCCUCCGGGUCAACUUUUGGAUUCCAAUCGAAGAACAAGGUGUUCAAUGCGUCAUCCUCGUCUCUCUCCUCAUUAACGGGUAAACUCAAAUCAAACUCCUUUACCAAUCUUUCAGGAUUGCAACGCUUGACACCACUCAAGCCAUUGACAGGGCGUCCACCCCUCAACACUGCCAACUCCUCAACAAUGACCGCCACCACCACCACCACCACUACUACUCCUGGAUCAAUGACACCUUCUGGUCCAACCACCCCUGGAGCCUCUACGACAACUUUUGCAUUACCCAAACAAUCCUCAUCCACCUCUUUGAACCUUGAGUUUUACUUGGCCAACAAGAAAUCAAGACCAAAUUCUCCACAACCUUCAUCCAGAGAUCUUCAACAGUUGAACCAAUCAUCGACGACCUCAAUGCCUCAUCAUUCUCUUAUUAUCUCCCCGAAUGAGACACCAUUGCAAACGCCAUCACAAUCACCACCCUUGGCGCCACAGGCCUCAACGGCUUCAUUUGAUAAGUCCAACCAUUUCAAUCUUUUGAACGCUGCCAUUCAACAACAUCAGGGCCGAGCAGAAGCUAUUUCACAGACCUCUUCAACUUCAUCCUCGACGUCUCCACCUUCAUCAACUUCAUCCACACAACCAUCUGCACAAGUUCAAGAUGUAAAGGCCACCACACCAACCCCUAUCGACACGAUAGAGGGUGCCACUUCAAACUCCAUAGCCACCACAGGGACUCAAUUGCCACCCAUUAGAAGCGUUUUCUCCUUCUCUUCAGUCGCCAAGGAAGCGGCUCCCCUGGAGUUUAAACGUCCAGAUACCUUAAAGAAGUGUAUGAACAUAAAGAAUUUAAUGAGUUAGAAUAUAUAGAUCAAGGGUAAAUUUAAUAGAGAUACAAUAGAAGGACAA